UCCAACCAUUAUCUCCACUCCUCCACCACUCUGUCAGUCUGAAUCCCUCCACUUUGCCUCCUUCUCACAUUCUUCUCACAUUGAAGUGGUAAAAGAAAAAGAAAAAUGAUCUGCAUGCAGCGCGAGAGCAGAAGUUUGCACUGUAAAUGAAUCGGGGCCGAAGUAAAGGGAAGCGAAACAGGAGAGGAAGCACAUUUUGGGGAAAAGUUUCAAGAGAAGACUGCAGUUGAAAAUGAAUCUGGAGGAGGCGUGGUGAGCAUUUCCUCUCCAAGUGAAAGCCAGCAGGUCACGGUGGAAGCAGAGGUCUGGAAAAAUAGUCUCAACCCCAAACCAUCGCAGAUGGAGGUGGAUGCAGACGAUAAGUGCCAUCGCACACGCUCCAAAGUGCCUGUGGAUCCUGCAUUAACGGAGCUUUUCAGUGUAUAUGGAUGCCCUGUGGCCAAGAAGAGAAAGAGUCUAGACAGGCAAACCCUGGAGACCUCCCCCAAGAGGAGCACCUACCUCAAUGACAUGGACAACUCUACAAUGGAGGAGUGCUACGAAACGGACGGAACAGAGGAGAUGGACGACAGGGAGGAGGAGGGAGGGGAUGGAGCGCUAGAGGAAGAGGAGGAGGAGGAUGAGGUGGAGGAGGUAGAAAGCUAUAUGGAUUACAACGAGGAGCAAAUGGAGCAUGAGGAAGGAGAGCUGGAGAAAGAGGAGGAAGAGGAGGAGGUAGAGGUGGAGGAAGAGGAGAGGGUAGAGGAUGAAGAAGAGGAGGAGGCUGUGGCGGAGGUGGACUACGAAGAGGAAGAGGAAGGCGAGCAUGGGCCAGAUGAGGACCUGAUGAGCGGUGGUGAAGGCAUGGAGUGCAACGCUGGAAAUGGCGUCGCCAAAUCGGGUCCCACCGGAGAGAAGGACGACAACAACAAUGACGAGUACGAGAACUACGACGAGCUUGUGGCCAAGUCUCUUCUCAACCUGGGCAAGAUUGCAGAAGACGCCGCCAACCGGGCAAUUACAGAGUCAGAGAUGAACAGCAACUCUUCUCACAGUGCUGAAGAGGAAGAAGAAGAGGAGGAUGAAGAUGAGGAAGAAGAGGAGGACGAUGAGGAUGAAGAGGAAGAAGAAGAAGACGAGGAGGAAGAUGAAGAAGAGGAGGAAGAGGGAAGCAAAACGCUACCGGGUGAUCUAAGUUUGGACGUUCAUAGCGAUGUGGUUAGGGAGACAGUAGAUUCACUCAAACUCUUGGCUCAAGGGCACGGUGCUGUGUUGUCGGACAAUUUAGACGGACAGGACUAUGAGGGUGGCAUGGCGGAUAACAGAGACAGGAAUGACUGUUCCCACAUGGGUGGUAACGGACAGGGAAAGACCACCAGUCACGGACAAUUAGAAAACAGUGACGAGGAAGUUUGUCUAAGCAGUUUGGAGUGCUUACGGAAUCAAUGCUUCGACCUUGCACGGAAACUUAGUGAAACAAAGCCCGCAGACCGCAAUGGAUUGUUCCAGCAGAAUCAUUACCAAUGCGGGGACCCUAACCAACAACCCCAACAUCACGGCUAUGGAGAGUUCCAGCUUGGCCAUGACGACGGGCGAGCAUUUGACAGGAACUAUUCGGACAUGGACAAUCUCUUGAAGCUAGAGGAGCAGCUGAGCCCGCGAUCCAAGGCUUUCUCCAGUUGCGCGCAGGGAGAUCGGUUUCACCACCGGGAUUUCGACGAGGACACAGCCUCUGUGACGUCGGACAGGUCUGAGGAAGUGUUUGACAUGACAAAGGGUAACCUGUCCUUGUUGGAAAAGGCCAUCGCGCUAGAGUCCCAGCGUGCAAAGGCACUGCGGGAUAAAAUGGAGGCAGAGGCAGCCAGGAGAGACGGGGUGAGGUAUAACCAUGACAACCACGGCCCACGGCACGCCUACGGUGUUGAACGUAAAGGACGACUCCCUGAUGGAAUGAAGAAGCUUUUCUAUCAUAAAGAUGCUUCCCGAGCAGACAAGAAGGAGAGUCGCUGUCCGACACCGGGCUGCGACGGCACGGGUCACGUGACAGGCUUGUACCCUCACCAUCGGAGCCUGUCGGGCUGUCCGCACAAGGACAGAGUGCCACCUGAAAUUGUGGCUAUGUAUGAGAACGUUCUUAAGUGUCCCACGCCUGGCUGCACCGGACGCGGCCAUGUCAAUAGCAACAGAAACUCCCACAGAAGUCUGUCAGGAUGUCCCAUUGCCGCAGCAGAGAAGCUGGCCAAAGCCCAGGAGAAACACCAAGGCUGUGACGGCUCUAAACCCAACCAGGCUUCUGACCGGGUCUUGAGCACGCCUCGAUCCAACCUGGCCAAGGAGCUGGAGAAGUACUCCAAGACCAGCUUCGACUACAGCGCCUUCGAGAACACCAACAACCACCAUGUGUACGGAAAACGGGCUAUCGCACCCAAAGUUCACGGGCAAAGGGAUUCCUCCCCUAAAGGAUUUGACGCCAAGCGUUACUGCAAGAACUCCAGCUCGGCCAGCAGCACCACCAGCACCUACGCUCCCAGCAGUAGCAGCAGCAGCCUGAGUUGUGGAGUUGGGGGAGGGGGUAUGGGAGGAGGUGGAGGCAGCAGUGCCAGUAGCACCUGCAGCAAGAGCAGCUUUGACUACAGUCACGACAUGGAAGCCGCACACAUGGCCGCCACAGCCAUCCUCAACUUGUCCACGCGCUGUCGAGAGAUGCCCCACGGAAUGGGAGGCAAGCCCCAGGAUCUGUGCUCGCAGAGUCCCGGCCUGGAUGUUGACGAGAACGGUACAUUGGACCUGAGUAUGAGCAAGCGUCUGUGCAGCGGCGCGGGGGACUCUGUGCUCACCCCUCUGGAGCCCAUGUCCCCCCAGAGGCAAGCGGCUCUGCUGGGCUCCCGCUGCUACAGCAUGGGGGACGCUGCCGACUGCUGGGACCUGCCAGUUGACUACACCAAGAUCAAACACAUAGAUGAUGACGACAAAGAGGAUGACCUGGACCCCUUCCAAGACCUGCUAGAAGACCGCUCCUAUACCACAGAUGUUAACAUACCCAGUCCCAAGCCUAAAUUUGCUCAGUGCAAAGAGACUAAGAAGGACCUGAUCACCCUCUCAGGUUGUCCAUUAGCUGAUAAAAGUAUUCGGAGUAUGCUGGCCAACAACGCGCAAGAGCUCAAGUGCCCGACACCAGGGUGCGAUGGUUCGGGACAUAUCACUGGCAACUACGCCUCUCACAGAAGUCUCUCAGGUUGUCCGCGUGCCAGGAAAAGUGGAAUAAAGAUCAUCCACAGUAAAGAGAACAAGGAGGACCAAGAGCCAAUCAGGUGUCCUGUUCCUGGUUGUGAUGGCCAAGGUCACGUGACAGGGAAGUACGCGUCACACAGAAGUGCAUCGGGAUGCCCAAUAGCAGCAAAGAGACAAAAAGAUGGCUACCUAAACGGCAUCCAGUUCACAUGGAAGUCCGGCAAGACGGAGGGGAUGUCAUGUCCCACGCCGGGCUGCGACGGCUCGGGUCACGUCAGCGGCAGCUUUCUGACACACCGGAGUCUGUCAGGCUGUCCGCGUGCCACUUCCGCCAUGAGGAAAGCGAGGCUCUCUGGAGUGGACAUGCUCACAAUAAAGCAGCAGCGCGGCAGCAACGGCUUGGAUCAUGAGGAGGAGCUCAAACAGCUGGAUGAAGAAAUCAAAGAUUUAAGUGAAUCCAAUUCACAAGUGGAAGCGGACAUGAUCAAACUCAGAACGCAGAUCACAACCAUGGAGUCCAACUUGAAGUCCAUGGAGGAGGAAAACAAGGUGAUUGAACAGCAAAAUGACUCUCUCCUGCAUGAGCUGGCCAACCUCAGCCAGUCACUGGUUAACAGUUUAGCUAAUGCCCAGCUCCCCCAUAUGAAACCACUGGCACACAAAGAGCCUCUUCUUAGGACUAACAGCUGCCUACAGCUCCACCAGCAAGAGCCAAUCGAACAGAACUUUGAUGCCUAUGUGACCUCUCUAACGGACAUGUACAAUGUCCAGGACCAAUACCACAGUCCAGAAAACAAAGCCUUGUUGGACAACAUCAAGCAGGCGGUCCAAGGGAUCCAAGUGUAACUAUUUUGGACAAAGGAGCUUCCUGUUUAUCCAUGCAAAGUGUGGGCGGCGUCUCAGAGUCCACAAGUGAAGGUUUCAUCUCCUUGAUGCAGAGCAGUUACAUAUAAUGUACAGUGUUAUAUAUUCGGAAUUCUUUAAGAAACCCAGAGGUAUUAUGCUUAGAGAGAGACAUUGAGACAACGCCUUUUCUUUUUGGGGUCUUGCUUCAAGGAAGGACAUACAAGUGUAAAGCAGCAAAAUAGUUUUUGAGGACAUUUUGUACGUUUUCAUAUGAGCUGACAUUGCGCCAUGUAAUGUUUCUAGCUGCUCACAUAUGCACAUUUUAGUGUAUAUUACUGAACAGUAAGCUGAUUCUAACUGAACAUGUGUUCUUUUUAUUGCUCGACCACAAAGCAUUUUAGAUGACAAAAACAAAAAGCUGAGCUCGACACGGACACAAAAACAUGACAAGAGGAACUAUAACAAUGUUUCACCUCAACGGGUGGUUUUAAAUUUUCUUUGUUUUCUUCUAUGUAUUGCUUGUAGAGUUCAAGGGCAAGAACUGGCUUGCAAAUUACUUUAUUUUUUGACAAUGCUUGAAAAAUGUUUGUGUUUUCUUUUUAAUCUACAAAAAGAUGUGUAGCUGAAAUGGGGGAAUUUUUCAUUGGUGCUGAAGAUGAGUUUGGAGAGGAAACUGACCGGACGUAUGGAUGAAUGUAUGUAUGAGCAGUUAUAUUGUAAACAUCAUUACACGGAAACCCGAUGGUGGAAAUCCCGUUGUUUAGGAGAGCAAAUUAAUUCCCAUGGGAACAAAUCAGUGCGGCGCAUGUAAGGUGGCAUGCACCUCAUCAAAAAAUAUCAAACUCAUUCUCAGGCUAUUGAAUGCACAACUGGACUGUUCAGGUUGUCUUGAAAUAGGUUUGGCCUGUCAUCAGAGCAGGAUUCAUCAGGUCAUGUUUAAAGACUAGAUAGGACAGCUAUAGUUGCUGUCCUCUCUUAUCAAUUUCCCCUCUCAUCCAAGCAGACUUCACCAGUUCAUGCCCAAAGACUAGACAGGACAGCUUAGACUACAAUCAAGCAAGUUUUAAUCAAUUCAUAAUUCAUGCUCAAAGACUAGACAGGACAGCUCAUACUAUAUCUUAUUAUGCUUAAAGACUAGAGGACAGCUCCGAAUACAAUUAUUUUGACUAACUGACGAAGCCUGGGAGGGAAAAAGAAUAAGAGGGGUGACUAGAUAUGGUCGCUCUACUCUUCUCCAGGCUAGAAAGACAACUCAGACUAAAGCUGAGCACGUUUUCGGGGUCCAUGCUCAAAGAUUAACUUGGACAGCUCAGACUAAAGCCUAGCAGGUAUAAUCAAUUCAUGCUCAAAGACUAGAUGGGUCCUGAACUACAGCUUUCCUAUCUAGUUUCCUCUCUUAACCAGUGGCCUUGUGGUUAGAGUGUCUGCCCUGAGAUCGGAAGGUUGUGCGUUCAAACCCCGGCCGAGUCAUACCAAAGACUGUAAAAAUGGGACCCAUUACCUCCCUGAUUGGCACUCAGCAUCAAGGGUUGGAAUUGGGGGUUAAAUCACCCAAAUGAUUCCCGGGCGCGGCCACCGCUGCUGCUCACUGCUCCCCUCAUCCAUCCCCGGAUGGGUCAAAUGCAGAGGUUAACUUCACCACACCUAGUGUGCGUGUGACUAUCAGUGGUACUUUAACUUUAUCCAAGCAGGCUGAUUCUGUUCAUGCCAAAAGGCUAGACUGGACAGCUCAGACUACAGCCAAGCAGAUUCAAUCAAUUCAUGCUAAAAGACUAGAUAGGACAGCUCAUACUAGAGCUAUCCUAUCUAGUUUCCCCUCUCGUCCUGGCAGGCUU
Entelurus aequoreus (snake pipefish) is the source of this 5891-nucleotide messenger RNA. It is a transcript of the gene myt1lb, whose product is annotated as myelin transcription factor 1-like, b. Lineage: Eukaryota; Metazoa; Chordata; Actinopteri; Syngnathiformes; Syngnathidae. The transcript is spliced from 22 exons. The record is from RefSeq and is a predicted model, not a curated record. Gene Ontology annotation, cellular component: nucleus. Gene Ontology annotation, molecular function: RNA polymerase II cis-regulatory region sequence-specific DNA binding; zinc ion binding; DNA-binding transcription factor activity, RNA polymerase II-specific. Gene Ontology annotation, biological process: regulation of transcription by RNA polymerase II. The coding region runs from base 340 to 4056 and encodes 1238 amino acids.